UAGGACCAUGAACUUCUGAAGUUGCUGCUGCUGUUCCUCUCUCUCUGAAUGAAGAUUGAGCUUCACCCCAGACUGCAACUUCCUUCCUCUCUCCAACAUCUAGUAUUUGAUAUGAAAACUGAAGUUUAAAAAACAACAGAUGAAGGGCUUAUGCCCAAAACACCGACUCUCCUGCUCCUCAGAUGCUGCCUGACCUGCUGUGCUUUUCCACACUUUUCGACUCGGACUCCCAAGCGUCUGCUGUCCUCAAUUUCAAGUCAAUGUCUGACAGUCGUUCAGUCCAUUGGGCCUGUAACGAGUUUUGACUAAGAUUCUGUGAGAAGGAGCAAAGUUUUUUGGUCCCUGUUUCAGUACGUUUUCAGCAUCAGUGGGACGGAAUGAGAGAUCCUACUGUUACAGUGCACUGAGUGUGGAACCUAAAACAGUUAUUCAGCCUGGAAAGAGGAAUUCACGGUGGGGAGGGACUGUACACAUGUUUGUGUACCGCUGAAGCUUCAGCCAUGGAGAAACCCGAGGAAUCCCUCCCCGUGGAGAAAUCUUGGAAGUGUGGCGACUGUGGGAAAGGCUUCCAUGUCCCGUCUGUCCUGGAGGCUCAUCGGCGCAGUCACACUGGGGUCAGGCCAUUCUCCUGCCCUGAGUGUGGGAAGGGGUUCAGCAGUUCCUCCACCCUGCUGAGGCACAGACGGGUCCACACAGGGGAGAGGCCCUUCAGCUGCUCCGAGUGCGGGAAGGCCUUCAGCAAUUCCUCUGACCUACUGAAGCACCAGCGUGUCCACACCGGGGAGAGACCAUUUGCCUGCCCAGAGUGCGGGAAGGGGUUCAGCAGUUCCUCCGCCUUGCUGACCCACCAGUGGGUCCACACAGGGGAGAAGCCCUUCAGCUGCCCCAAGUGUGGGAAGGCCUUCACCCAGGCCUUUUCCCUGCUGAGGCACCAGAGUGUCCACACCAGGGAGAGACCAUUCGCCUGCCCAGAGUGCGGGAAGGGGUUCAGCGAUUCCUCUGCCCUGCUGACCCACCGGCGGGUCCACACAGGGGAGAGGCCUUUCAGCUGUCCUGAGUGUGGGAAGGCCUUCACACAUGCCUCCAACCUGCUGACCCACCGGUGGGUCCAUACCAGGGAGACGCCCUUCAGUUGCCCCGAGUGUGGGAAGGCCUUCAGCAAUUUCUCCCACGUGGUGAUCCACCGGCGGGUCCACUCCGGGGAGAGGCCAUUCACUUGUCCUGAGUGCGGGAAGGCCUUCAGCAAUUCCUCUGACCUACUGAAGCACCAGCGGGUUCACACCGGCAAGCGGCCCUUCAGCUGCCCUGUGUGUGGGAAGGCCUUCACCCACAAAAAGAACUGGGUUGCUCAUCGGCGCAGUCACACUGGGGUCAGGCCAUUCUCCUGCCCUGAGUGUGGGAAGGGGUUCAGCAGUUCCUCCACCCUGCUGAGGCACAGACGGGUCCACACAGGGGAGAGGCCCUUCAGCUGCUCCGAGUGCGGGAAGGCCUUCAGCAAUUCCUCUGACCUACUGAAGCACCAGCGUGUCCACACCGGGGAGAGACCAUUUGCCUGCCCAGAGUGCGGGAAGGGGUUCAGCAGUUCCUCCGCCUUGCUGACCCACCAGUGGGUCCACACAGGGGAGAAGCCCUUCAGCUGCCCCAAGUGUGGGAAGGCCUUCACCCAGGCCUUUUCCCUGCUGAGGCACCAGAGUGUCCACACCAGGGAGAGACCAUUCGCCUGCCCAGAGUGCGGGAAGGGGUUCAGCGAUUCCUCUGCCCUGCUGACCCACCGGCGGGUCCACACAGGGGAGAGGCCUUUCAGCUGUCCUGAGUGUGGGAAGGCCUUCACACAUGCCUCCAACCUGCUGACCCACCGGUGGGUCCAUACCAGGGAGACGCCCUUCAGUUGCCCCGAGUGUGGGAAGGCCUUCAGCAAUUUCUCCCACGUGGUGAUCCACCGGCGGGUCCACUCCGGGGAGAGGCCAUUCACUUGUCCUGAGUGCGGGAAGGCCUUCAGCAAUUCCUCUGACCUACUGAAGCACCAGCGGGUUCACACCGGCAAGCGGCCCUUCAGCUGCCCUGUGUGUGGGAAGGCCUUCACCCAGUCCUGCAACUUGCAGAGGCACCAGCGGGGGCACCAGCGCUCCCAACAAUCGGAUUCUGCCGGUGAGGCUGCUGUGGGUCACCCCCAGGACUGAACCUCCUGCCCAGUCUGACAGUGGGAGAGUUGGUGGGCUUGUUUUGUUUUCUGCUGGACAGCACCCACUCCCACGGUGGCUCAGUGGUGAGUAGCAUUGCCUCCCAGUGCCAGGGACCUGGCUUUGAUUCCACUAUUGGGGCAACUAUCUGUGUGGAGUUUGCACAUUCUCCUCCUGUGCCUGUGUGGGUUUCCUCUGGGUGUUCCGGUUUCCUCCCACAGUCCAAAGGUGUGCAGGCAGGGUGGAUUGGCGAAGCUAAAUUGUCCCAGUGUUCAGGGAUGUGUAGGUGUGGUGUAUUAGUCAGGGGAAAUGUCGAGUA
Messenger RNA from Hemiscyllium ocellatum (epaulette shark), 2499 nucleotides. RefSeq names its product zinc finger protein OZF-like. NCBI's taxonomy places the organism in Eukaryota, Metazoa, Chordata, Chondrichthyes, Orectolobiformes, Hemiscylliidae. Gene Ontology annotation, biological process: negative regulation of transcription by RNA polymerase II. Gene Ontology annotation, molecular function: DNA-binding transcription repressor activity, RNA polymerase II-specific. Bases 501 to 2180 code for a protein of 559 amino acids. The record is from RefSeq and is a predicted model, not a curated record. The transcript is spliced from 5 exons.